AUAAAGUCGUAUGUCGUUAAAUAAUGCUUAGUUUAACGUCACAUCAGUGUUUCCAGCAUUGUUCUCAGUGAUUUUGAAAAUAAUUGCUGUAAUCUUGAAUGAAAGGGAGAUAUACAACGUCGUGUGGUUGAUUGGAUUUCGGUGCAUUUGGGGCCGCAAUCUUUGGAACAAAUCUAGAAAACAGACAAUCAUUUCUUUACGACCGUGCAAGACGAAAACAAAGCAUGAAAAAAAUCAAAUCUCUGGGAUUCAUAAAACCGAACGUAAGGGAUAUAAUGAGCCAAUAAGUAAAGGUAUCUACUAUAUUCCAGAUGAGUGCAAGAAGAACAUAUUUUUAGUGCCAAAGGGAUCGUAAAGUAAGAAUAAGACAAAGAUAUAAGUACGAAAGAACUCAUUGUCAAGCAAGAUCUCUCUACGACUGUCUAGUGAGUAAAUAAUGAACAUCACGAAUACCACCGAGGUUCUCCAAGGGAUACAACCCUUUACGCCGAGCGGUGAAAACAUCGCUGCUGCUUUCUUUGUCAGCUUACUGAUUAUCAUGACUUUGGUUGGCAAUGGUCUAGUAUUUGCGAGUUUUUAUAUGUUCACAGACUUGAGGACGAUUUGCAACUACUUCAUCGUGAGUUUGAGUUUAGCAGACAUUCUCGUGGCUCUCUUAGCCAUGCCGUUUUGGUUGCAAAUUCAACUGUCAUCGAACAGAUGGGUUUUAUCAAAGGGUUUGAAAAUGUUCUGGGAUUGCAUUGAUAUUCUUGGAGGGACUGCAUCGAUCACGAACUUAACCGCCGUUAGCGUUGACCGCAUGCUGGCUAUUACCGUACCGUUUAAAUACCCUAAACUUGUUACGUCCAGAAGAGCUUUGGUCGUUAUCGCUUGUGUCUGGAUCUACGCUAUCUCUGUGUCGUGCGCGCGUACAGCGCAAUGGCCUGGUCGUAGCUUCCUCAUCUUCGUUUCCGUCGUCUGCUUCUUUCUUCCUCUUUCCAUCGUCAUUCUCAUGUACAUGAUUAUUUUCUUCGUGGUUCGUACUCAGGUCAAGAGAAUCGGCAAGAACCAUGCCAAUGAGAUGAAAGCAGCCAAGACCAUAGCCGUGGUUAUUGGUGGGUUUUUGGUUUGUUGGCUGCCAUUCUUCACUGUCAUUCUUGGCCAUGCCUUCAGUACGACAUUCCGACCACCCUUCGCUCUAUUCAACGUGAUCAAAUGGCUCGCGUACUUCAAUUCCUGCCUCAACCCCAUCAUCUAUACCUGCAUGAAUCGUACAUAUAGGAGAGCAUUCAAGAGGCUUUUCAGACGAUGCUACUUCAAACUGUACCCUUCAGGAGAAGGGAAUACGGUGCUCAGUCAAUACCUCAGUCAGGGACCCAGGGGAUCACUAUUGACCACAGUGUAUGAUCAUCAUGACAGCAGCGGCCAUCAACACGACCAUAACAAACAGGGUAAACUAUAACUAUCGAACUCUACCCCGAGGAUAGAGAUGCUACUUCAAACUGUACCCUUCAGAAGAAGAGAAUACGGUGCUCAGUCAAUACCUCAGUCAAGGACCCAGGGGAUCACUAUUGACCACUAGAUUAUAUGAUCAUCAUGACAGCAACGGCCAUCAACAUGACCAUAACAAACAGAAUAAACUAUAACUAUCGAACUCAUCCUCAGGGAAGCGAUGCGGCAAGUGGUAGUGAAGCCGUAUAUACAUUCAGGUGAUCACUUCUGACCACUAAAGUCUACGAUCUACAGAACUUCGAACUCUGCUACCCAACCACAUCCCCCCAGGAAAACGACACGAUACUCGAAGUCAGUACAUCAGCCAAGGAGGACACUACUGUAGGACCAAUACGAUCUAUCGUCACAUCAACACCACCAUCAUAAAGAAAUACAUAAACUUUUAUUAUCUAUGUUGGAACAAACCGACAAACCGAGCAAGUGAAGAAAGUAAAAAAGUGCUACUCUCUCGCGUGACCGCAAAGAACGAAUUUAUUGCUUGAACGAUUUUUAAUUGUGAUGAUUAAAAAUAGCUUCAAUAUUAUUGUCAUCCGAUAAAAGAAAUGGGGAUUGAAAAUUCGCAUAUAGAUACAAAAAAUCGUGAUGAUGAAAGAUGAAAGAUAGUGCAAGGUGAUUAAUAGACGAUAAGAGCCGCACAGGAUUAAUGUGUACGGUUCAUAUAGAACUACAUGAGAAAACACUGCACCAAGAACAUGAUGACUACAUGAACAUAUUUGCGAAGUUAUGAAUGAUAAAAURCCAAAACUGCCAUUAGUAUAUUGUUAAAGCACUCUGCGCGUCGGUGGUGCGUAAAACAACAAAGUACGCUUCUACGGUAAAUUAGAGUUAGCUGACGUAGAAAGCAUGAUAAAGAAUGUACCAGACGCCUCAGUUCUCACACACCACUUCAACCAAUCAUUUUAGAAAAUCCAAAGGAAAUAAGAUAGACAUGACUCUAUGCAUGCAAUUCUUCACCUCAUCGCAUCCACACGAAUUGAAGUUUUGGAUAAAUAUUAAUGCUCGAUAUAUUUAUAUUUAAAUGGAAUUUAAACCAGAAGAAGACACAGAAAGAUGGUAUUUUGAGUCGUGCAGUAAGGCGUCGAAAACAAAUUACUCCUACUCUUGCAUUAGCACAAUUUAACUAUUAAAACAAUGAUUACUAUCUCGAUGACAAGUAUCAUUAACUGUGAGGAAAUAAGUGGUGCUGUGCUGUUAAUAAAUAAGGUGAAUAGUCAAGUGCGUCAAAUCGUGACGAAAUCGUAUUUUGAUCCAGAGGAUUUCAAAAUUUCAAAUCAAUGAACACUGAGGAGUAUUUGAUAUGCAUUUGGAUGGUGAUAAAUAUCGAGUGUUCAAGUCACUUGCCACAAGAGUGUUGUAUUCAAGCCAGAGAACUCCUAGACAAUAAACAUGAGUAUUUAUAGCGGUCUAGUUCUCAUUCACUGCACAGCGUCAACUCAUAAACACGUAACAGCCAACUAAUGCGCAAAAAGCCAAAAACUUACGAUGACUCGAUAAGACACUAACCCUAAUGAUUUUUCAUAUCUAAUCUUCUACGAUCCUUUUCAAAAUCUCUUUUCAUACUCAAAUGUUAGAACUUUGAGAAUACAAAACAAUAGUGAAAAUUAGCAUAACAAAAACAGCUACUGAAAUGGGUUACGGAAAUAUACGUAUAGAGGCUUUGCACCAACACACCAACACGCGAUGGCAGCCACGACAGGAGGCACAACAAUAAGGUAUCUUUCCCCUGGGAAACUAAAUUUUUUCUCAUGUAGAUCAGAUUAUGCCGUAUUCAAUUGUUCCUGCCUCCUGUCAUGGCUGCCAUCACGUGAUGGUGCAAAGCCCCUCUAUAGAACGUCAUAAUGCUUGAGCCGUAUUCACUAUCCUUACUAUCCAGAACAUUUGAUACUAUAUUUAAAGGUAACUAUCAGAACAGUUGAUUCUAGACUGAAAGAUAACAAGUUUUAAUAGGGACUCAACAAACAAACAAAGUCAGGUCCCAGGACUGAUAUGCCUGACGUGUAAAUAUGCACGCACAGGUGCUUUGGACAGCGCCUUCUUGGAUAUCAUAUCGAUGUAUAUAAAAGAAUAUAGGGAGGUAAAGACUAUAAACUAGAGCACUGUGUAAUGUAAAAGGCACUACAUGGCUGGGCAGGGCAGGGUAGGGGGACUUAAGCCCUUAAGCCAGUUACAGGGUGUGUGGGGUGGGGAUAAGCAUCCCCUCCCCUCCCCCCUUCGUUUUCAAAAAAUCUUUUGGGUUUUUAACCUGGAUAUUGAUGAAAACAAAAUAAAGCAACUAAAAAUCGGUUUGAGACUAAAGGUAAAUACAGCUUAAUCCUUAAA
This is a messenger RNA of Actinia tenebrosa (Australian red waratah sea anemone), 3810 nucleotides long. RefSeq names its product alpha-1B adrenergic receptor. Gene Ontology annotation, cellular component: plasma membrane. Gene Ontology annotation, molecular function: alpha1-adrenergic receptor activity. Lineage: Eukaryota; Metazoa; Cnidaria; Anthozoa; Actiniaria; Actiniidae. The record is from RefSeq and is a predicted model, not a curated record. Gene Ontology annotation, biological process: positive regulation of MAPK cascade; phospholipase C-activating G protein-coupled receptor signaling pathway; cell-cell signaling.